Messenger RNA from Psilocybe cubensis, 3588 nucleotides. RefSeq lists its product as uncharacterized. The record is from RefSeq and is a predicted model, not a curated record. Lineage: Eukaryota; Fungi; Basidiomycota; Agaricomycetes; Agaricales; Agrocybaceae. The coding region runs from base 1 to 3588 and encodes 1195 amino acids. Gene Ontology annotation, cellular component: mRNA cleavage and polyadenylation specificity factor complex. The transcript is spliced from 15 exons.
AUGGCCAGUACGUCCAAUGACCCACUCCAGACUCUCCAGGCUGCACUUUCUGCACCUGCCAACUCACAGGAACAGGCGAAUCUGCUUGCUACCUUGCGUGAAUCUCUUGAAGCCAAUCCAGCUCCCAUUCCCAUACUUGUUCAAACACUCAUUAAUGUCGUCGUGAAUUCCGGAGAUUCUCUUCUUAAGAGAUGGAUUCUCGACCUCUUACACUUCGCGAUAUGUCGCUCUUCCCUUUCAUUGGAUCAGAGAACCCAAAUGGCCGUAAAGGCGUUGGAUACUCUUGCCCAGCUUCUGGAUGACCCUCAGCCCGCCAUUCUUAAAGUCACCAUACAAUGUCUAGCGUCCGUGUACCCACUCGUUUUCCGUCACCUAUGCACCAACCGAACCAACCCUGCGCCAUGGAACAUCCUCUCAUCUUGCAAGUCGCGCAUUAUCGACUUCGCCUUCAAUCCCAAUGUUAAUGCUGGUGUUAAACUUUCGGCUAUAAAGUUUGUACAAAGGGUUAUCUUGGUGCAAGUGCGUGGUAUAUCAGAUCCCAGACUUCAAAACAAAAAUGACCCAAACAUAUCUUUUUGCCCUGUCGACCAUCCCUUUAUCAUAGUUGGCAAACUUGAAGCAGAGGGCCAGAAAUUACUCGAAACCUUGGCUACACUGUUGUUUAGCAGCCACGAUGUCGACCUCCUUUCUGCAUUGUUGAACUCAUGGGCGAAUCUUAUUAAGCAACGUCCUGCUACCCUACCGCUGGUUGUUACCACUUUACGAUCUUGGACCCCCGCAGCUUUGGUUGGGCUUUCAGCGUCUAGUGUGCGAAGUGUUGAGAAGGCUGUUCGAAUACUCUUGACUCAUAUAUCCCGUUUGCCAAAUAGCGCCCCAUUUGUCCCACAGAUCAAUGAAGCAAUCAGCCAACAGACUAUACGUAUGGAAAAGGCUGCCGCUGAAGAAAAAAAACGUAGAGCUCUUGCAGCAGAGAGCCGUAAGCGACCGUCCUCUAACGUAAAUGAACCGUUAGAAAACAAGCGUAUCAAACUUGAAAGCGAAGCUGCCAAUUCCUCAUCCGCCGCACUCCUUGCCGCUUUCGACUUCACAUCCCUUCCGGCCCCCCUCAUUACUAAUCUUAUUGUCGCGAACCUGGAAGCCUUUACAGAGCCACAGUUGAUCGCGAUGGUCGAUGCCUACAGGCAGAGUCGAGGACUUACUGUGACAUCUACUCACUCCAUCGCAUCAGAUAAAUACUCUGUUUCAGAACCCAACGCCUCUGCUCCAUCUAAACCGAUUGUUGGACAUGAAGGUGCUGUCCCAUCUGCUCGCAAGAGUGGGGUAUCCGUUGAAAAGAGUCAAACACCUCUGGUUGAACCAUCUGAGCCUGUAAUAAAGGAUGAACCUGUUGAUCCCCUGAAGAUGGACAUCGACGAGGAGGAGCUUGAAUAUGAGCCUGAGAAGUUGAAUGAAGCACUUUCAGGUGCACCAGAAAUUGGAAACGAUUUUGUGGACACGGGAAUUGCCCCCACUGUCACAGAUUUCCAGCUUGUCGACUUUAAGCUACCACCACCUCGAGAACUCACAAAUAGCGAUCGUACGAAGCUUGUUAAUGCUUCAAUAUCUCGAGUGUGGGAUGGAGCCGAAGAACUUAACGAAAUUGGCGAUGGGCUAUCACCUGAGUCGAUUCAAGCUGGAGGGAAUUCCCCAUCCGAGAUGUGGAUGCUUCUCUUGGUGCGAAUGAUAACUCGAGUGGCUGAACCACCUUCAGAUCUCGACGGGGACACGGCUAUGGGUGAUACUAGUUCCAGUCUCGUCGAGAAUGAUUUCUAUGUACGACAGGAUCAACUUCGCCAGACGCUUUGCGAUUACAUCAUGACCGAUUUCCCUGCUCGUGUACGAUUGGCGACAACAUGGAUGAACGAAGAAUGGUAUAACGAUCAAAUUCGUUCGAUGAAAAAUCGAAGCUGGCGGCCUAAUUACGACACAUGGCUAAAUCAAAUUGUCGUUUCAUAUCAAACAAUGUUGGACGGAAAGGACAAAACCUUCGCUCGAUUCUUGUUAGAUCUUCCACUGGUACCCAAUGAUGUUCUUGAUCUACUUCGUGAUCUAUGUACAGACAGUUCAAGCCCUGAUAGGAUGCAGGUUGGAUUUACAACGUUACGAGGGUUGGUCAAUCAAAGACCAUCUCUACGCAUGGAAGCACUGAACGUUUUACUUGAGUUGACGACUCACCCAGAAAAACGAAUCCGAGGUGCAGCUAUCAAUACAGUCAAACUUUGGGUUCCAAAUUUCCCUCCUAUGGAAGGAAUGGUCCGAGAAUUUGCUUUGCAAAUGUUGCGCAAACUUCAGUUGAGAUCUGAAAACCCGUCGCAACCCCAAAAUGACGUCAUUAUGAAGAACUCCGACCAAAGUGUCAAAGACAACUUUGACAACGACGUUUUUAGCUCGAAUGAACCACUAGAAGAAGGCCAGGAUGGCCAAUCGUCACUAGAGGAUCUUGUGCAUACCCCGUAUUUACCCGAGCGUAUAGAACUUCCUGCGCAAAAAUCACAAGUCCUUCAACAUGUCGAACUCCUUUUCGCGCUUUGCGUUAAAGUGCCAGAAUUUUUGGACAGAAUAUUUGAAGCAUAUGUCAACAUGGACCAGACAGUGCAAGAAGCUAUUCAGGAUUUGAUUACUGCUCUUAUUCGAUCAUUAGGCUCGAACCACGGCAAACUUCUGACGUUGAUGCGACAAUUCCCCGUAGGGGCAGAAUCACUGGCUCUUCGCAUUAUGACCAUCUUUACAGAACAUGGGCGACCUAGCUCACAACUUGUCGCUUUGGUAAAGGCUCUCAUCAACGAACGUGAUCUUGAUGUCAGGUUCCUUAUUCCCAUUAUCGCCGAAAUGGAUAAGGCGGACAUCAUGCGUUAUCUGCCACGCAUCGUUUCUAGUCUUAACGGCCAGCAGGAACCAAAAAAUCUUGUUCGCUCUGUGUUCAGUUCGAUUGUGACAACUCCUCCUCAAUCAUUUGGUAGCGUGUCGUCGAAUCUUCCUCGAGUGAGACAAAGCGAACUGCUAACGCCUGCGGAAUUAAUGGUGCUUCUGCACGAAUCGGAAAAGGAACAUGGGUUAAAGAGAAAAAGCGCAAUAGAAGCGAUUGGGAUAUGCUUUUCGAUGACGGAUGUAUUCCGUUCAGAGGUUCUUGCUGUCGUCAUGCAGCAGAUCAUGGAUGAGCCAGUGCUCCCCGUUCUUUUCAUGAGAACGGUCAUCCAAGCUGUCACGACAUAUAAAUCUUUGGUUGGAUUUGUCUCAACAACCCUUUUCUCCCGCCUCAUUACCAAAAAAAUUUGGACAAAUCCUCCAUUAUGGGAAGGAUUUAUUCAUUGCGCCAAAGUCAUUGCCCCCGCUAGCUUUGGUGCUCUAUUGCAGCUUCCCAAAGACCAACUUCGGGAACUCGUGGACAAGCAGCCUAGCCUAAAAUCCGGCUUGAGAGAUUAUGUCACAAAGAAGGCACCCAAUAAAGCUCGGGGAGCAGGAUUCCUUGAUAUUUUUGGUGAACCAGAUGAAAGCACACCUUUGCCUCCAACUCCCCAGCCACCGGAAAUAUCAGCUGCUGAGUCAUGA